AUGGGGAAGACAGUAAUUACAUAAGAGCACUUGGCAAGCAUCUGUGUGGAGUCAGCUGGGCCCCGGCAGCCCUCCCUCCCCGCGCUGCUAGCCAGGAGCAGCUGAGGAUACAGAUAACCCAGCGCGGGACCCCUCCGGAGGGGACCGGAGGCUGCCUGCUCCGCGCUUUGCUUCCCUACCCUCUGCAGAGGAGCAGCUCCCCUCCGGUCCAUCCGCAAAAACCCAGCACUGCUCGCUGCUCCUGGAGGAGCCGUCAUCCCCUUGGAAAGGUCACCAUGGACACAAUUUACCUGCGCACACCCCUGACCCUCCUACUUCUCCCUCUUGUGCUUGGGGCACCCACUGAUGAGCCCAACCUCACAGAACCAGCCUCUGGUGCUUGCAAACGCUGUUGUGACCCACUGGACUCUUCCACAGAUGCCCCACGGCUCCCCCCAAGCCACCAUCACUUGCCUUACCCAAUGCCGGAGGUCCGUCCCUAUAUCAACAUCACCAUACUGAAGGGAGAAAAGGGAGAUCGGGGAGAGCCUGGGAUGCCAGGGAAAUGGGGCAAAGAAGGACCACGAGGUGAGAGGGGAGCCCAGGGCCAGAAAGGCAGUAAAGGACAGAUGGGCAUAGCAGGAGAUCCCUGCAAGCAUCAGUAUGCUGCAUUCUCUGUUGGUCGCAAGAAAGCGCUGCACAGCAGCGAGGGCUACCAGGUCUUGAUCUUCGACACUGUCUUCGUCAACCUCUACAGCCACUUUGACAUGUUCAAUGGCAAAUUCUACUGCUAUGUAGGUGGACUUUACUAUUUCAGCCUCAACGUCCACACCUGGAACUUCAAGGAGACCUACAUGCACAUCAUGCACAAUGAAGAAGAGGCAGUCAUCUUGUAUGCCCAGCCCAGUGACCGCAGCAUCAUGCAGAGCCAGAGCCUCAUGCUAGAGCUUCAGGAAAAUGAUGAGAUCUGGGUGAGGCUCUACAAGCGGGAGCGGGAGAAUGCCAUUUACAGUGAUGAUGUUGAUGUGUACAUCACCUUCAAUGGGUACCUGGUCAAGCCCAGCAUUGAGUAACUGCCUCUCCUCCUCCUUGGGGCCUCUUUGGCCUUUUCCUUCUUCCUCUCUCUCUCUCUCUCUCAUUACUGCCCGCAACCACUGCAAAUCACUUAGAAACGGGCCUUUCAAGUCUCAGGCACUGAGUGUGAAAUUUGCCGCACUGGCUCCCGCCUCACGCUCUCUUGUAGUCAGGCCUGUAUCUGUCCACUUACAGUGUGACACUACCAUCUCUUGCCCCCUCCCUCAUGACCCCAGCUUUGGUUAUUGGCUUCUUCUAAAUCUGCCAGUGAGCUGUGUCUGGCAUUCUGGGUCCUAGAGCAGGAGGAAAGCUAUGGUGCUGCUCUUGGGGAUGCAUCCCUCCUUGGAGCUUUAUACACAAAAGGCUGCUGUAGAAAGGGCUAGAAAGUCCCCACUGCCGGGUUCAUCCUGGCUUCUCUCCAUCCUAACUAGACAGGCCAGUUUUGCAGCCUGCAACACAGCUUUAAUGUCACCUCUCACACCUAUAGACUGGAGCAUGGACUGGGUUCUGCUGACCUCCUGUAGCACAAGGAAGAUGUGGGACUGGUGAGAGAUGGUACUGUCUUUCUAAAAAGGGGACUGAUGGCCUUCUGAAGUAUGGCAUUGGCUUUCCUUAGACACCCUGCUGGGUCACAGUGUCCAGGCUGGCUGUAAAAUCUGGGCCUGGUGGGAUUGUACUCCUCUGUGACAGCUCUGGCUCUUUGGAGAGAUGAAGGGUCAGACACUCAGCCAGAUGCUUCAGAGGCAUCUGCAUUGAGUCAGUAUAGUCCACCACUCUAUUUCCACUAGGGAUCAUAAGUACAGAACAAAAGAGACAACCCUACCAUACUUCCCUUCUAAACCUCCCGUGGGGUGCUAUUCGCUCUCAAUUCCCCAGCUGUGGGAAGCUAGUCCAGACAAUGAACUUGAAUCUUGUCUUUGGCAGAUGUGCCCCCAUGGCCUUCUACUGGUAUCACCAGUCACCCCGAGGUUUGCCGGUGCCUCCUGCAUGCUAUUACAGUGUCCUCCUGAAGGUGGUUCUCCCACACUGGUAUUGAGGGACCGUUGUUUCAGAGCUUGAGCUGGAGGCUGUAGGGGUAAUCACUGUUAAAUCAGUUCCACAGCUGGUCAGGUUGGCACUUCUUUGCCUCUGUGAUGGAAAAGAGAUAGAGGUGAGACUACAGCACCUCACCCCCAGGGUGAAAAAGCUUCCCUGCCAUUUGGUCUGUGCCCUUUACUGGCAACCUCAUCAGAGCAACUGAGAAAAGCAUGUGGCUAAAACAAACUUUCCCUCUUUUCAUCAGGUUGUAAAUAUCACAGUAGGAAAGGAAUGUCAGCGGUAGGUUUUUCUAGUACCAUUUUUACUGGUCUCACAUCCCUCUGGGAUUGCUGUUAUCCUGGGAGGAGCAGGUGAGGCUGACUCAGCACUUUGGGAAACCUAUAUCCACGCUUUGUGGUGCUCCGUAAACAUCAAUGCCGAGGGUUGUCUCUUUUUUGAGUCUCAAUACAGGACAAGCAGGAGAAACUAUUUCUCCACUGCCCACCACUGCUAAUGAAGUCUUUUGACUCAUCUAGCUUCUGCAGUCUCAUGAUUAGCUGUAAUCUGUGCCUGGGACUUCCAGAGCUCUCCCAUAGGAGAUACGCAUUGUUUUACAGGACCAGGUCCAGUACACUCAGCCCAGGCUGGCAAAGGCAGAAGUACCCAGGCUAAAUGUUAAAAAUGAACUUGAGAAAAUUUCCGGACGUUUUCUCUCUUACCCUCCCUGCUUUGCUAAGGAAGCUGUAUAGACUGGAAUGAAUUUCAGGCACUUUCUGCCCUGGAUCCUCCCCACCACUGUCACUUGAGGCAGUAGGUAUAACAGCAAGGUUUCACUGAGGCAAAGCUGGGUUUUUCCCAGGAAAACAUGUGAUGAUGGGAUCAUGGGAAUGAAAGGAGGCUGUGAGUUUCUUCCCCUCCCUUAGUAGGUCAAGCACGUGGAAUUGCUCAGAGGCAGGAUUUCAGGCCAUAGCAUGCCUGAAAGCAGCAUGCUGGAGGAGAUGCUCAGGUCCAAAUCCCUUUUUCUCUUCCUCAACUGGCUGCAAACCCAGGUAUUGUCUAUUUACAGAGUAUAGUGCCCCUGUGUCUCCCUGGAGAGAAAAAAGCCUCUCUAAGACACAAUAUCUCCAGAAACAAGCUUCCUUCUUCCUCCUUUUCUCUUUGGUGUUUGAAUGCCAGUGACAGGUCUCAUAAGCAGCCAGAUAGUGCCUGCUGCACAUGAGAGAGGAGGGCAGGGGGACCAAAGGGUGUGUUUAACAGGCUUCUUGGUGCUAAACAAGAUGGCAAACCCUUGGUGCUAAAUCAGAUUUCAGGAGUAUUGGGUGCUUUCUGGAAGGUGUAGUAGGCUGAGUUGUAAUGUACUGUGGAAUUAAUGGUGCUUUAUGUUACAAAACCAAACAAACUCCAAGAACUUUUGUAUAUAUUUUUUUUUCAGUGAUAUUAAACUUUUUUUGCUGUUUGUUUUGCACUUACAUCUGUUUUUUCCUCCCAGCCUAUUCCUUCUAUCUCUGGUUAUCACCAAACAGUGUGAUGGAAAAGACAGUGACCUGAAAGAGAUACGUACAAAGUCUAACUCAGUUCUGAAACUUCCCAUGGCAAUCCUUGGCAAUAUUCUGUUUACUUUGUGGAGAACCAUUACCCUAAAGAUAUUUAGGGUAAUUUCCUCUUUGCUGGGAAAACUUUAAACAAAUUCAAGGAAGGAUUCUUUGGAAAUUACCAAAAAAAAAACAGGACAAUACAAUGGUUUAUAGGAUUAGGGUUCAAAAAAUUAAUUAUACUGAGGAAGACUUGGCUAAUGCUGGGGUUCCCUUAAGGGGUAUCGGACUCUUGUGACAUUUUCACCACAUCCUUCUAUCAAGAACUUUGUAUGUGUGAGUGCUUUCUGUUUUCCCUGUGGUGUUUCUCUUUUAUUUGGGGUUUGAACUGAGGAGACUCCCGCUGAAGUGGAGAAGUGGACAAGAAAA
Messenger RNA from Pezoporus occidentalis (night parrot), 4031 nucleotides. RefSeq names its product C1q and TNF related 6 (gene C1QTNF6). NCBI's taxonomy places the organism in Eukaryota, Metazoa, Chordata, Aves, Psittaciformes, Psittacidae. Gene Ontology annotation, molecular function: protein binding. The transcript has 4 exons. The coding region runs from base 276 to 1052 and encodes 258 amino acids. The record is from RefSeq and is a predicted model, not a curated record.